Blepharisma stoltei is the source of this 949-nucleotide messenger RNA. The record is from the annotation of a GenBank genome assembly. Lineage: Eukaryota; Ciliophora; Heterotrichea; Heterotrichida; Blepharismidae.
AUGGGAAGGCUAAAUAUUCAUGACGAUUUUUUGAUAAAUGAAAAGGAAUUUGAAAGGGAAAAUCUAGAUUUUGGCAAAGAUUCAGCUUUGAUCAGCUGACAUCAAGAUCAAACUCUAUUAGUUAUAUCCAAUCCUGAAGCAAACACAAUUAAGAAGAUUCAAAUUCAGAUGCCAGAACCUCUAACCUUCACAUAUAAAAAUAUAUAUUUUUAUUUUUAUUAACCAACUAUAAAUUUUUAUAAAAUAAAUAUUUUAGGAAGAGAUUUUAUAAACGAAUAAGUUAAGCAAAUGCACAUGUGUUAUUCAAAUGCCAAAUUAUUGACUAUUUUGUUAUGGAAAUAUUGAUCCUUUUACUGGGAUUGCAUGCAUGAUCUCUACUAAAGAUCUUACUUACAAAAUUCUUCCCUCUUGAAAACCAUGCUGCUGUUCUGGAGGGACUUAUUAUCUUGAAUCAGUCUAUAUCUUUGGAGGUUUUAAAGGUCCCUCUAUGGAUUUGGCAAUGAAGUUUGAUAUAGCUAAAAGUGAAUGAAAAUCGUUAUCAGCGCUUCCAAAACCGUCGAUAAAGUGCUCUUGUGCAGUAUUUUUUAGAAAUAUUUUGAUUAGCGGUAAUGAUCAUAACUGCUUAUAUGUAUAUGACACAGAUAUUGACAGCUAUUCAGUAUCUGAGGUAAAGGUAAAUGCUUAUAAAAAUAAAUAUUUAUUUUCUGGAAAUCAGAGGGCUUAUAUAAUGCAAACAUCUGGAGACAUUUAUGAAAGUGACUUAAAGAAUCCCUAUUUUUGAAAAUCAAUUGGAAGAUGUGAAUUAUAUGGUUACUAUCAAAUGGGGAAAAUAGCCUACGAUAAUUCAUUCUAUUUUGGCGCUAUAUGCUCCUCUGAUGAUACUUUCUAUUUUUAUUUUGUUUUUGAUUUAAUUAAGAAGAAAGUAACCCAAAAAAAAUACUUUAGAUAA